This is a messenger RNA of Dreissena polymorpha, 1526 nucleotides long. Its product is annotated as galactoside alpha-(1,2)-fucosyltransferase 2-like. Gene Ontology annotation, biological process: carbohydrate metabolic process. Gene Ontology annotation, cellular component: membrane. The record is from RefSeq and is a predicted model, not a curated record. Lineage: Eukaryota; Metazoa; Mollusca; Bivalvia; Myida; Dreissenidae. Bases 123 to 1286 code for a protein of 387 amino acids. The transcript has 2 exons. Gene Ontology annotation, molecular function: galactoside 2-alpha-L-fucosyltransferase activity.
CAUCUUGCCAGAGUUUCGAUAUAGAGAUGAUGAUUUAUAGCAAAGGCUGCUUGUACAACCUCAGAGGAGUGUGAUCGAUCACUUUUUUUAACUGUAAAAGAGAAUCAAACAGGAUUUGGAGAAUGGGCAAAUAUAGAUGGAAGCUUCCGAUUCUGUGUAUCAUACUAUUUGUCUGUGUAAGGUAUUUUGUGUACCGACAAGCCGACCUAAACACAGAAGUUCCAGCCUCUCCUCAUGGAGGAAAAGCGGAAAUCGUAACGACUAUUAAUUAUUCCGCUCAAAUUUCAGACAAUUCAAAAAUAAUGCACAACGUAACAUUGAUUCGUGAAUUAAACGGACAGCAACCCAAAAUAAAUACAGUCGUUCCAGUUUUGCCGCAAGGAGGAAAGGUGGACAUCGUAUCGAAUAGCAAUUCUUCCGUUCACAGCUCUGACACGUCAAAAAUGAAGCAUAACGGAACGUUGAGUAUUGCAAUUAAAGGCCGCCUCGGAAAUCAGAUGUUUCAAUAUGCUUCAAUAAUUGGCCUAGCCGACAUGAUGAACUUCACACAGAUUGUCAUCGAUGGAGGUCAGGAUCUGUUGUCCUCAUUUCAACUCUCUGACAAAAGAGUAAAUUUUACUCGAAUAUCAACCAAGUGGAGAACUAUAAAUGAACUUCUAUGUUGUGCUUUUGACAAACGACUUACCCAGUACAAUAACACAGAGGAUGUCCACGUAAACGGAUACUUAGUAUCAACGAAGUAUUUUCACAAUAUUGAGAAACACAUUAAAAACGAAUUCAAAUUUGUGCCCCGAAUCUUGACAGAGGCAAAGAUAAUUAAAAAUGACAUUGCGAAACAGUUUUAUGUCACAGGAGUAAAUUACACAUAUAUCGGUGUACAUGUCCGAAGAGGUGAUUUCCUUAAGAAAUCGAAUAUCGAGGUCGGCCAUUUCACUGUAACAAAAGAAUUUAUUACUCGUGCAUUACAAAUGUGUACUAAAAUGUUUGGAAACGAUACCAUUUUCGUCUUUAGUUCGAAUGGUAUGGAUUGGGUUAAAUACAAUUUUAAUAAUGACACAAACUUGAAGAUCGCUUUCUUAGAGGGUAAUCCUGCCGCCGUGGAUAUGGCUGUUUUGAGUUUGUGUGACCAUAGUAUUGUCUCCACCGGGUCUUAUGGUUGGUGGGCAGCUUGGCUGGCGGGAGGGACGACUAUCAUUUCUAAGCAGCAGGCCAUAAAUGAAUCGUUUCUUGAUAAGCAAUUCGUCUAUUCGGAGUAUUUUCCUCCGAAAUGGGUAAUUUUAGAUUGAAACUGAUGAGUAUGCGUGUGGUUGGUUAUAUAUGAAGACGCCAUGUUAUAUCCAAAAAUAGUUUUGAAAAAUAACGGUAAUAUUGACCAAACAGACGGAAUAGUGAUAAGUUGUUCUUUAUCAAUUUCCGGAUUAAUUUAAAAAUAAUUAUUAAAUAGUUAUGUAAGCAACGUUAUUAAAAAUAUCACCUUCUUUACGACAAACAUGAACAUAUAAGACAUAACUGUAGACGAAUAAUAU